UCCGCCACCACCGCAUCUUCGCACUAAAACUUCUCUCACAAAGAGCUACGGGCCACUCGUCACUUCCACAGUACUACUCAACCUAGAAACACAUCCGUAAUUUCAGGCCAGCUUCCCGUAUUCAUAUCAACCAUGUCUGCCGACGCUGCGCCCAUCUCCUUCACACGGUUCUCAAAAGCGCUCGAAGACCUUUCUGUUGAAUCGCUCUACGCGAAAUACUCGGAACUCACAAAUCAGCUCAUGCAUCUCGAAUCAAGCAAUCAGCAACUUGAGGAGUUUGCGCGCGAACAUGAUGACAGAGACUGCUACGAAGCGCUUCUGGAAAACAAGCAGGUUAUGAAAAGGUUUGAAGAAAGGAAAGAAGCCAUCAAGCACGAGGUACAGGACGUUCGAGGUCUGCCUUGGAGGCCAAAGGAAGACGAUGGAAAAACGAAUGGAAGUGCGCCUACUGCGACGAAUGGCGCGGCGAGGGAAGAAGGCACCAACGGCACCGCAGCGCAAGAUGAGGGUGACGAUGGCGUCUACCUAUGAACAAGUAGAGAUACACACAAGAUGAAAAUCGACAAGUGACUGGAACCCGUGUGUAUUGGACACGCAAAAUUCACUAUCCCCGUUGGUGAUGAGACAGGUACUGCGAUAUAGGAGAGCACACAAUCAUGAGCAUUACUUCUAGCUUGCGGACACCCAUGAAGUUCGGGGA
Molecule: messenger RNA, 700 nt
Organism: Bipolaris sorokiniana ND90Pr
Lineage: Eukaryota; Fungi; Ascomycota; Dothideomycetes; Pleosporales; Pleosporaceae
Exons: 2
Coding region: 133-531 (132 amino acids)
Biological process (GO): proteasome regulatory particle assembly
Molecular function (GO): protein-macromolecule adaptor activity
Source: RefSeq, a predicted model, not a curated record